UCCGGCCGAGACCGACAUCGGCUUGCUCGGCGAACGGGACUCGCCGGAGGCGAGGCUGGCCACAGGCCUUGUUUGCAGACAGACUCCGGCCGGUUGGCUUGGCGACAACAGCAACUGGGUCUGAUCCUGCGCGUCCGUGUCCGCCUGCCUGCGAGGGUUGGAGAGGAGGCCUAUGGGCCCGGGCUUCACGAAGGAGUGGUCGCGGUUGCGGAACGAGUUUGCUUUACGUUUGGCCAGAUUGCGCUGUUUUAUCUCCUUCCGGUCACUGGCGCCGCAAGAGGGGUUGAAUUAAAUUUGACAUUUUGGUACCAAGUGAGCAUAGAAAGUGGAGAAAAAUUACAUCAUACAUAA
Messenger RNA from Protopolystoma xenopodis, 351 nucleotides. The record is from the annotation of a GenBank genome assembly. NCBI's taxonomy places the organism in Eukaryota, Metazoa, Platyhelminthes, Monogenea, Polystomatidea, Polystomatidae.